Molecule: messenger RNA, 1672 nt
Organism: Cololabis saira (Pacific saury)
Lineage: Eukaryota; Metazoa; Chordata; Actinopteri; Beloniformes; Belonidae
Gene: ghitm
Product: growth hormone inducible transmembrane protein
Exons: 9
Coding region: 85-1122 (345 amino acids)
Cellular component (GO): mitochondrial inner membrane
Source: RefSeq, a predicted model, not a curated record
UCAGAAAACUGCGCAGUUCUUCGCGGAAAGGUGAACGACGGACAGCUCGCUCUCGACUUAUAAAAGUGAAUAAACCCAUUCACCAUGUUAGUGGCAAGGCUGACAUGCCUCAGGAGUUUCCCGCUCGUCGGGCUUCGCCCUGUGUUGACCCAGGGCUGCUCAGGCCUGAGAGCAACUCCGCUGAAGGCUUGUCCACCCCUGCUCAGGCCUCAACAGGGAUUUUCAUCCAGGGCCAAAUUUGGAUUCCGUCGCACAACCAGGGAUCAGAUAAAAGAAGCUGCUUUUGAGCCAACAAAUACGGCCAUCAAAAUUGACAGCAUGGGAAGAAUUAUUCUGGCUGGAGGUGCAGCAGUUGGUCUUGGAGCUCUGUGCUACUAUGGACUUGGGAUGUCAAAUGAAAUUGGUGCCAUUGAGAAAGCAAUGAUCUGGCCUCAGUAUGUGAAAGACAGGAUCCACUCCACGUACAUGUACUUUGCAGGCAGCAUUGGACUGACGGCUCUCUCAGCUGUUGCUGUGAGCAGAACCCCUGCACUUAUGGGUCUGAUGAUGAGAGGAUCCUGGCUGGCAAUUGGAGCAACUUUUGCAGCAAUGAUUGGUGCAGGGAUGCUGGUUAGGUCAAUUUCAUACGAGCACAGCCCAAUGCCCAAACACCUCGCUUGGAUGCUCCACGCAGGUGUGAUGGGUGCCGUAAUCGCUCCUCUAACUCUCCUGGGAGGGCCUCUGAUGAUAAGAGCUGCCUGGUAUACAGCAGGCAUUGUGGGAGGUCUGUCAACUGUGGCCAUGUGUGCUCCGAGCGAGAAGUUCCUCAACAUGGGAGGACCAUUGGCUGUUGGUUUUGGAGUGGUGUUUGCUUCCUCUAUUGGGUCCAUGUUCCUGCCGCCUACCUCGGCAUUCGGAGCAGGCCUGUACUCAGUUGCCAUCUACGGAGGCCUGGUCCUUUUCAGCAUGUUCCUCCUUUAUGACACGCAGAAGGUUAUCAAGAAGGCAGAGACGCAUCCACUGUACGGUGUGCAGAAGUUUGACCCCAUCAAUGCGUGUAUGGGGAUUUACAUGGACACACUCAACAUUUUCAUGAGGCUGGUGAUGAUUCUGUCUGGCGGCGGCGGCGGCAGAAGGAAGUAAACAUCUGGAUGACCUCUGCGUCACUCUUUUGUUCGACAGAGCUGAACAAAGUCUUGUUUUCUAUCAACAUACAUCAGGUGUUACCUUUUUAGAGGCAAGUUUUGUGUAGCUGGUGACAAACAAUGCUUUGCAAGCAUGUGAAGAUGGGGAAUACACAUUGAGGCGCAUGUUGCCAGUACAGCUGUAGAAGAUAAAUUGAGGCACAUCAUUAAUGGAGAAUGACCUCUCACUAUAUUUCGGAAAGUUAUGGUUUAUCUUGGGGUCACAGAUCUGUUAAAUAUGUCUUUCAUUUUCCUGCCUCAGAUUUUCUCUGUAUUUUUUUUUCUAUUUAUUUUCUCUCUGGAUUAAAUAUCAAAGAUAUAUUAAAAUAAAACGGAUAUUUCAACAGCUUCACAGUCACAGACAUCUAACUGACUAGAUUAUUUACUUGCUGGAAAAUUCACUGAUUGUGCACUUCAACAACAGGGUGAAGAAGUUGGGAUGAAUUCAUAUCUUUUGAAAUAAAAUGCAGCAAUUUCAACAAUAGAAUCAAUAAACACAUCAAACAACA